AUGCCCAUCAGUAAAUCCCUUCACAAGGUCUCAAAGAAGCUCUCGAAGCAGUCUUCCGGCUCUUUGCAUGUCAAAGGUAGAAAAUUCAAACAACUAAAUAGGGCCACUGAGCGUGACAUCAAGUUGAAGUUAAAGAAGCAUCGCUUUGCAGAACAGAAGAACCAUGAGCUUCUCUACUACUUGUUUGUUCAAGAGUACAUAAACGAAAUUCCAGACAAGUCUUCAUUCACAAUCGAUGAUAUGCGCCAUAUUAUCGAGACAUACAUCAACAGAAAUGACGAGGAACUCGAAGAGUUUGAGAAGGAAAGAAGACCAGGCAGACCUAUGACCAACAAGCACCAAAUCAAGGUCGAGAAGAAGAAGCACGAUGAACAUUUGUUUCAAACCGGGUACCGUAUUCCAGAUUUGACUGAUGUCUUGACUGUGACUCGUUUGAGAAACUGGAAUGGUACUAGUGGUUCUGCUUCAUCUUGGAAAUGGAAGUUGGUGAGCAAGAGUGAUGCCACCGAUGCUACUACCGCUGAAAACGAUACAGAAAUGAGUUAA
Australozyma saopauloensis is the source of this 546-nucleotide messenger RNA. RefSeq lists its product as uncharacterized. Gene Ontology annotation, cellular component: nucleus. NCBI's taxonomy places the organism in Eukaryota, Fungi, Ascomycota, Pichiomycetes, Serinales, Metschnikowiaceae. The record is from RefSeq and is a predicted model, not a curated record. The coding region runs from base 1 to 546 and encodes 181 amino acids. The transcript has a single exon.